AAAAUAAAGAUGAUGUUAUUACUUCUGAAGAGGAUGCACCGAUUAGUUUUUUAAAACACCCAAUUAUAUGGAUAGAGAAUAUGAUAAGCGUUAUAGUGCGGACGGGAAGAGUGAAUUUGUUAUUGGUUUUUUUCAUCCCCGCCGUGCUCAUGAAACAUUAUGAUUCCAAUAAAGUGCUCUUGACUAUAUUUAAUUUUUUGGCGAUCGUGCCCUUAUCGAACUUGAUGACCACCGGUCUUGACGAUUUGACAGCUAGAAUUGGACCUGCAUACGCCUCAGUUCUCCACGCACUUUCCGGAAACUUUGUGGAGCUGUUUAUUGAAUGCUAUGCUUUGGCCGACAAGCGAUAUGCAAUCGUACGGUCUGCUAUAUUGGGAGCCAUCUUGUGUAGCAUUACUUUCGUCAGUGCCUCUC
Acaulospora morrowiae is the source of this 414-nucleotide messenger RNA. The record is from the annotation of a GenBank genome assembly. Lineage: Eukaryota; Fungi; Glomeromycota; Glomeromycetes; Diversisporales; Acaulosporaceae.